Molecule: messenger RNA, 1194 nt
Organism: Rotaria sp. Silwood2
Lineage: Eukaryota; Metazoa; Rotifera; Eurotatoria; Philodinida; Philodinidae
Source: the annotation of a GenBank genome assembly
AUGAGCUCGCAGGAUAAUAAUGAGACAAGUGUUGAAGUACUAGAAAACGAUCCACCUUCGCAGGAAUCUACUACCACAGCUGAAUUUGAACGGCCGACUAUUUCUCCGCCAACGACCACCACUACCACCGUCGCCGCAGCAGCAUCAUCCGGACAUCCUGUUGUUUUGCAAAAUCCCGUUAAAAUCGCCUUCUCCUAUCGUCAAGAAACAAAUGAUCGAGUCAAAGUGAUCAGUGCAUUGGUUCAUGACCGAAUCACCACGCCAGAUUUUCCUAAACCAGUAUUUUAUGCACCUAACUUCCAAGCGGCUUUGGCCCUUAUUGACGCAGGAAGAAUUUAUGAAUUUUUGAGUCAAGAGAAUUCUCGUGAUGCUUCAUCGUCGUCUCGAACAUCGGUGAUUGAAACAUCUACAAUGCCAUAUAGUGCAAUACCGAUAGAUGUCAUUGAUGGUAUUCAUCUUGUAGAUACCGAAGAAAUGGCUGGUCAAGAGACUGGUGAAGUUAGUGUUGAAGCAUUUGAGAACUAUCUUCAACCGGAUGAAACAAUAAAUCGGUCAACUUUGGAACGUGCUGGUGUCGCUGGAAUUCUUACUCUUGAUGAUGGACUAAUGGUAUCCCUUUCGUCAACCAACGGUGAUUUUUUUUUUGUAUAUAGAACAACAACUAAUUCAUUUAUUUUAGAGAUGGUUCCUCCUUCGCCAGAUUCAAAUUUUUCAGCAUUGUACUCACCUAGUUUCUCACAACAUCCCGUACAUGUUGCUCUCUCGUACCAUGAUGAAACGACUACUCGAGUACAAAUCAUCAGUGAACUUCUUAAAAAACAUAUUACUACGUCGAAUACUGCGAAUCUAAUAUUCGAUGUUCCAACUGCUCACGCAAAUAUGAGUAUACUCGAUCGUCGAAAAAAUUCAAAACACAUCUACAGACGAGCUGCUCUAGUAGUAGUCUUUCUCUCGCCUACUUAUCAUAAUUGCAGCUUGUGCUAUAACGAUUGGCGAGCGAUUACAGAUCGAUUUAUGGGCGAUUACCAAGAUCAGCAAUGCGAACGACUGCUCUUGGUGAAGUUGGGCGAGUAUAAUGCAGAUAAACUCGGUCUUUUCGCUGAUGAUUGGCAUCUAGACGCAAUGAACAAAAGUGAUGAAGACGUUGUUGAUAUUAUUGUUGAUAGAUGGUGCAUGGUGGAGAACUUGUUAUAA